Botrytis sinoallii is the source of this 1111-nucleotide messenger RNA. RefSeq lists its product as uncharacterized. The transcript is spliced from 5 exons. Gene Ontology annotation, molecular function: protein binding. NCBI's taxonomy places the organism in Eukaryota, Fungi, Ascomycota, Leotiomycetes, Helotiales, Sclerotiniaceae. The record is from RefSeq and is a predicted model, not a curated record. The coding region runs from base 1 to 852 and encodes 283 amino acids.
AUGACGACACGUACCGAAAAGUUCCAGCGCAAACCUCGCGACGCUGAUGCCGAACCUUCAGAGACUGAAGAAAUCCUAAGAUUCUCUCCCGAAGAAGAAGCUUCACUCCUCGCCGAAUCUAAUACACUAAAAGCUGCUGCCAAUACUCUAUUUUCGCAGAAAUCAUACAAAGAAGCUAUCGAUACAUAUGAGAGCGCAUUGUCGACGUGUCCGAAAUAUUUAGAAUAUGAGAGAGCGGUAUUGAAGAGUAAUGUGGCGGCUUGUCAUUUGAAAUUAGAGGCGUGGAAGGAAGCUGCCAAAGCAAGUUCAGAAGCUUUAGAUGGACUCGAAAAGUUGCAGAAAGACGAGGCGACGGAUAAGAAAAAGGAUGAGGAUGAAGAAGCAGGAAAAGAGGAGGUGAAAGAAGAGGAAGAGGCAGAUGAGGAAAUCAUCAGCGAGGGAGCUGCAAAAGCGGAGGAUACCAGAGGAAAGAAUAUUGAUGAUGCGAAAGAAAGUCGAGCAAAGGACAUUGAGAGAAUAAGGGCAAAAGCUUUGAUGAGAAGGGCGAGGGCUAGGAGUGAACAGGACGGAUGGUCUACUUUAGCUGGCGCCGUGGAAGAUUACAAACUCCUUUCAACCUUUACCAACCUGUCCGCCAUAGACCGCAAAACAGUUGAAACACAACUUCGCGUUCUGCCACCCAAAAGUAAAGCAGCUCAAGACAGAGAAAUGGGCGAGAUGAUGGGGAAAUUAAAGCAGUUCGGAAAUGGCAUACUGAAGCCAUUUGGAUUAUCCACCGAUAAUUUUCAGAUGGUCAAAGAUGAGAAGACGGGUGGGUAUAGUAUGAAUUUUAAUCAAGGAGGGGAUUCAUGAUACGAACAUUUGGCCGAUACUCAGAAUCAAGGCUUUGUGGCUCCAAGACAGGACUAGAGGUCACACCAUAACUAUCUAUCAAUCCCGAGACCGUUUUGUACUAGGAUACUGGACUUUGAUAAUAGCUUUGCUAUACCGCAUCUUCGCCUAUCACAACGACUCUUACCGGGCCGCACCCAUUUGAUAUCAAAAUAUAAUCUGUUUCACAAGGUCUACAUCAUGCUUAUCUUUGCGCUUCACAUAUCGAUUUCACAUGAUA